AUGACUAAAGCUAAAGGUGCUCCUGCAUCGAAAGCUAAUCUGGAAUCUGCUAGGAGAAGUAUCGAAUAUCGUAUUAGAGAGGAAGCGAAAAUCACAGGAACGUUGUUUAGUCUUCACAAUUACACAGUUGAUAUUCAAAAAAUAAUGACCGAACAGACAAUUAACGAAUUACCAUUCAACCAUGUAGAAAGCUUCCUUGAUUUUGAUAAUAAAUUGAAGACUGAUUUAGUAAUGAUGCAAAAACUGAAAUGCUUUAUCAUGUUAAAUGUGAAAAAUACAUUAAAACUUUCGGAAAAUUUUUCUUUUAUAAUUUCUAAGAUUAUUUUACCAAAUAUUCAAGUGCUAUUCAGUGCUUUUGGACGAGAAUCAAACGGUAUAAAAAAGCUAAAUUUCUCUGGUACAGAAACUUACAAAUAUUUGCUAGAAGUAGUUACAAUGAAAUUUCCUGACAUAAAUGAAAAAGAAAUUUCAAGUCAAAUAAGUCGCUGGUUUUCAGGUGCAUAGGAUAGAGAUGGUGGAAAGAGAUACCGAUUAUUAAAAUAAAAAAAGUCGUGAAGAGCGAAAGGAUAUUGAAAAUGAAGACGAAAUUCUAUAAUUUUAU
Molecule: messenger RNA, 601 nt
Organism: Hydra vulgaris (swiftwater hydra)
Lineage: Eukaryota; Metazoa; Cnidaria; Hydrozoa; Anthoathecata; Hydridae
Source: RefSeq, a predicted model, not a curated record